Molecule: messenger RNA, 2271 nt
Organism: Actinia tenebrosa (Australian red waratah sea anemone)
Lineage: Eukaryota; Metazoa; Cnidaria; Anthozoa; Actiniaria; Actiniidae
Product: actin-like protein 6B
Source: RefSeq, a predicted model, not a curated record
CGCCAAACUCGUGUGUUUUUGUUUCUUGUCAAAAAAGCUUGAAAGAAAAGCUUAAAAUUUUAUAUUUAUAGUGAAUCAAAAUGAGCGGAGGAGUCUACGGGGGAGAUGAGGUUGGAGCUCUUGUCGUUGAUGUCGGUGCCCAUACUUUCCGCGCUGGAUAUGCCGGGGAAGAUUGUCCAAAGUACGAUGUUCCUGCUUAUAUUGGAGUGAUUGGAGAUGAAGAAACAAAAGAUGAACAGAUGGAAACAGAUCAUCCAACAGAGGGAACUGCAAAGAAACCAGAUACCAGAAAGUAUUACAUUGACAUCAAUGCCAUAUCAGUACCUAAAGAAAACAUGGAAAUUAUGACACCCAUUAAAGAUGGGAUGAUUGAAGAUUGGGAUCUGUUUGAGAAGAUGCUGGAUUACAUUUACAAGAAAAACUUCAAGUCUGAUCCAGUGCUACAUCCUUUACUUAUGUCUGAGGCAUCGUGGAAUGUUCGACCCAAACGUGAAAAGCUCACAGAGUUAAUCUUUGAAACAUACAAUGUACCAGCAUUUUUCCUUUGUAAAAAUGCCGUACUCACAGCUUUUGCAAACGGAAGGUCAAAUGGUUUAGUGAUUGAUUCUGGUGCCACCCAAACAAGUGCUGUCCCUGUUCAUGAUGGAUAUGUCUUACAACAAGCCAUCGUCAAGUCUCCGUUAGCAGGGGAUUUCAUCACUGCACAGUGCCGACAGAUGUUUGAAGAAACUAAUGUUGAGAUUGUUCCACCUUACCUGAUAGCUAGCAAGGUAAGUAACUUCUUACUACCCUCAAAUUGGUAUAGAAUACUAAAUGAUUUUUUUAAAUCCCAAUUCCUUAAAAAGGAGGUCAUAAGAGAUUUUCAAAAGAGUGUUCUACAAGUGUGCGAUAGUGCAUAUGAUGAAGGUAUUCUCAAUAGCAUACCAACUGUUUCGUAUGAGUUUCCCAAUGGCUACAACAACUCUUAUGGCUUGGAGAGAUUUAGAAUCUGUGAAGGUCUCUUCGAUCCUUCAAAUGUUAAGGGUAUAGAAGGCAGUACAGCCAUGGGUGUGACACAAGUCGUAACAACUAGUGUUGGAAUGACAGAUAUUGACAUUAGAGCAGGUCUGUUUGGUAGUGUGAUAGUUACUGGUGGUAAUACCUUAUUAUCUGGCUUUGUCGAUAGACUGAACAGAGAGCUUCUAUCUAAAACCCCACCGAGUAUGAGACUCAAACUUAUAUCCAAUAACUCAUCUGUGGAGAAAAGAUUUAAUCCAUGGAUUGGUGGCUCCAUAUUAGCAUCCUUGGGGUCGUUCCAACAAAUGUGGAUAUCAAAGCAAGAAUAUGAUGAACAGGGCAAAGGAUGCGUCGAGAGAAAAUGCCCUUAGACCAUUAUACACUCACUCUCCUUUGCUCACUGGGAUUAUAAAUAUUAUACAGUACAUCCUAGCAUGAGCAUCGAUCGAUGUGACAUCUUCGUGUACAAAAAGCCAUCUUAAUGCCCCUUGCAUGUGACGUCAUAGCAGCAAAAUUUAUAAGACAAAACAAAAGAAUUUCAAUCUCCUGAGAAUUGGAAACCUAUUGUCAUGUCCUCCAAAUUGAGCUGCAUUCCGACGUGCUGCAAGCGAUUUAUAGACAUUUUUAGCUUUGUUUCUAAUGUUUCCCCAUUACAGUCCACGUGUCAUUCUCUAGGGUAUCAUUUCUUUGUUUAAUGCUUGUGCAUGAGAAGACACACGAAAAUGAAUACAACUCUAACAAAGAAUCUUAUUCUCAAGGAAGUUACACGUUGUCUGAAGCAUUACGCUCGAGGUAAAAGGGUCUAUUACUGAUUCGAGGAAGAACUAGGUGACCCAAUGCCAAGAAAGAAAGAAAGUUCCUUAAGCCCCGUUUACACUGGCGAUUUUUGUGGCAAUUUUCGGAAAUAUGAAAUAUUUUGUCUCAUCCUUCCAAAGAGGCAUUCGUCUAGAAAAAUCUUAGUAUCCCAAAUAAAACUUUACAAGUCAAUUCUUUACCAUUAUUUAUUAUGGACAAUAUCGCAAAAAUAUCACAGCAAAAAUCGCAAAAAAAUCGCUAGUGUAAACGGGGCUUUAUGGACGCCUUGUUUGUACUCCCCGCCUCAUUGGCUAAUGUAAAACUCCUAGGGUAUAUGUGACAUCAUAGCGCCCAUCAUAGUAAUAGACCAGUUUCGAAUUCCAAAUUACCGCUGUGUGUCUUGAUUACAGACUCAUUUGCACAGGGUUAGCCUCGUAUCAGUGUUUAAAUAUUCACAAAUACCAACGGUAAAGUAAAGAA